Messenger RNA from Pseudomassariella vexata, 930 nucleotides. RefSeq names its product DNA-directed RNA polymerase. NCBI's taxonomy places the organism in Eukaryota, Fungi, Ascomycota, Sordariomycetes, Amphisphaeriales, Pseudomassariaceae. Bases 283 to 798 code for a protein of 171 amino acids. Gene Ontology annotation, biological process: DNA-templated transcription. Gene Ontology annotation, cellular component: RNA polymerase I complex; RNA polymerase III complex. The transcript has 4 exons. Gene Ontology annotation, molecular function: protein dimerization activity; DNA-directed RNA polymerase activity; DNA binding. The record is from RefSeq and is a predicted model, not a curated record.
UUUCAAUACAGCCCCCAAUACUGGGCAUCCCACAGUCCACUUCUAAAUGCUCCACCAGCCCUUAAUGCCUGGCAGCUGAGAAUGGCUGGCAGCUCUUAAUGAGAGCGCUCGGACUUCGGAGCUUCAGCUGCAAGGCUAAUCGUAAUUUUUUAUCGCCCGUCAAGUUGAAGCCCCGCCCAAAUUUCUUGAACAGAAUCGUGAGGAAGCCAGAGGUUGUCAAAUCCAAGAUCAAUUGACCGACCCUGCUCAUCCCACCUUCUAGGCGCACACAUUCACCCCGCGAUGCCCGGCCGCACGAUAAACGAGGCCACUAGGCUAGAGGCCAAGACCGAAGACGUCGCUAUGGCAGAUGCGCCUACUUCUGCGCAGUCGCAUGCCGAGGAGAGCCAUGAUACCGCUGAAACAAUGAGGGAAGACGGAGAAGAGAAUGGAAGCAAGCAGGGAGAAGAGGAAGAGGAUGAAGAGGAACAGCCCCCGGCGCAAAGAAUCAGGGUCCUACCUGGGUCCACAACGACAGCUGCUUCUUACGAGUUUCUCGAGGAAGGACACACACUGGGAAACGCGCUGCGAUAUAUCAUUAUGAAAAAUCCUGACGUUGAAUUCUGCGCAUACGCCAUCCCGCAUCCGUCAGAACCCAAGAUGAACGUCCGAAUACAAACUUAUGACACAACUACCGCCAUCGACGCUCUGAAAAAGGGUCUACAAGAUUUGGAGGAUCUUUGCGAUGUGGUCGCAGAGGAGUUUUGGACCAAGCGUAAUGAGUUUGCUGCUUCGAAGGCAGACAUGAUGAGCGAGUAAAGGGGGCUCCUGUAGAGCCUAUCAACUGGCAGGUUAAGCAUCAUCCCGUGGUAUACGGCGGCGUUUGGAGCACGAUAGACGGGUUUCUCUGAGGCAUCUCAGAAUGUCUUUUGCUUGCCGAUUUCUAUGUAC